UGCUGACGUGACGCUGAUGUCUUUCACAGCGCACGCAGAGCUAGCUAGUUUGCAACCACGACUACCAACAUCAGAUUGCGGUGGAGAGAGAGAGACGCAGAUGGUCAUGUCGGAGAGAAGGAGCAAAGAUGAGGUGCCGAACGGUGCAGCCUAUGGCACUAGUACAGAGCCACACGUUGCCAGACCAAAUAUUGGCAACAGAGUGACUGUAGUGCUUGGGGCUCAAUGGGGCGACGAGGGCAAAGGGAAGGUUGUGGACCUGCUCGCUCAGGACGCUGAUAUCGUUUGCAGAUGCCAGGGUGGCAACAAUGCAGGACACACAGUGGUGGUGGACUCUGUGGAGUAUGACUUCCAUCUUCUACCCAGUGGCAUUAUCAACCCCAAGGUCACAGCUUUCAUUGGUAAUGGGGUAGUGAUCCACCUGCCUGGCCUCUUCGAGGAGGCUGAGAAGAAUGUGUGCAAAGGCAAAAGUCUGGAGGGCUGGGAGAAGAGGCUGAUCAUUUCAGACAGAGCACACAUUGUUUUUGAUUUCCACCAAGCGGUCGACGGUGUUCAAGAGCAGCAGAGACAAGAGCAAGCAGGCAAGAACCUAGGAACAACGAAAAAGGGGAUUGGCCCGGUGUACUCAGCCAAAGCAGCCCGUAGCGGCCUCCGGAUAUGUGACCUCAUGUCUGACUUCACGCAGUUCUCUGAAAGAUUUAAAGUCUUAGCCUCGCAGUAUCAGUCUAUGUAUCCGACCCUGGUGAUUGACAUCGAUGGGGAGUUGUCCAAGUUGAGGGAUUACGUGGAGAAGGUAAAGCCUAUGGUGAGAGACGGGGUCUUUUACAUGUACGGGGCCUUACAUGGACCUCCCAAAAAUAUCCUGGUGGAAGGAGCCAAUGCCGCCCUCUUGGAUAUUGACUUCGGGACAUACCCUUUCGUGACCUCAUCUAACUGCACAGUGGGCGGGGUGUGUACGGGGCUAGGCAUGCCGCCCCAGAACGUGGGUGAGGUGUAUGGCGUGGUCAAGGCCUACACCACCCGGGUUGGCAUCGGCGCCUUUCCCUCAGAGCAGUUCAAUGACAUUGGGGAGCUCCUGCAGACAAGGGGGAAAGAAGUGGGUGUAACCACGGGCCGUAAAAGGAGAUGUGGUUGGCUGGACCUGGUGCUCAUCAAAUACGCCCACAUGAUCAACGGCUUCACUGCCUUAGCUCUCACCAAACUAGACAUCUUGGAUGUGCUCCCUGAGAUCAAAGUUGGUGUGUCCUACUCUGUGGACGGUGAAAAUAUACCUAAUUUUCCAGCCAACCAGGAAGUCUUACAGAGCGUUGAGGUUCAGUAUGACACCCUGCCAGGUUGGAACAGUGACACCUCCACCGCCAGAACGUUUGAUGAGCUGCCAGAGAACGCCCAGAAAUACGUCCGCUACAUUGAGGAGCACCUCGGUGUGCCCGUGAAAUGGAUUGGCGUAGGCAAGUCUCGGGAGUCCAUGAUCCAGAUCUUCUAAGGUCUUCUCCUCCACACUGUAGCCACCACCAGACCCUCAGUCCCCCCUCUCUUCCGAUGGUUACCUGGUUCCAGGGGCCUGUGGCUUGGGAAACUGGUCCUAUGCUACAUGCCACUCCUCUCUAUCCCCAACUCACUCCCAUACCACAGACACCAACCUGGGAGCUGCUCCUGGGGAUGCUCUUAUCACAUCCCCCCGUGAUCCCGCUCUCUCCUUAUUCUCUCUCUCUGUCUGUCUCUGUCUCUGGAGACCUGUGUGGGACUCUUCAAAAUAGCCUCCUCAGGCGUUAACAGGGAAGUACACUUCAGUUGCUUGCCAGCCUACGUCUGUUACUCCCCAUGUAUGGUUUGUCAGAAAGCCCUCAGAGCCGCCUCUUCUGGCCUUUGUUUAUGGAUCUGUUAUCCUGACAUCCUUGCACACGCACCCCACACACACUCAAAUCACACACAAAACCACACAAAAAUCCAGGAGUGUGACACUGUCAUUGACCCGUCUGCAAGCCAAUGUCAGAAACGAUAUGUUCAUGUGUACAGUACUGGAGUGGGACAUGGUUGAUUCAUACACCAAUUUUCUGUGCCUGUACUGUGAUGAAAACAGUUUGUGUAAAUGUGUUCUUUAUGCCUAGCAUGUGCCAAGGAGCCCAUGGCCAUGAAACGACCCACUCGAGCAACUUAAGAUACAAAGUUUCUGUAUGGACAACUGUCAAUGUCUCUGUAUACAAUUGUAAUAAUGGCAGGAAAUGUAGAAUAUGUUGCUGCUGUUAUAAUGACCUUGUUCCACGCAACAUAGAUGCCAUUACUAGAAAUACAAUCUUAAAUGGGCAUUUUAGAGGCGUCACAAUCAAACAACCUCUUAGUAAUUUCCCCAGCUGACUAGAAAUUAGUUUGUAUUUCAAAGCAGGAAAAAGCUGUGUUACUACUGGACAUUAAAACAGAGGUCAGUUAACAUUUUGAUAGGUGAUCUUCUAUCAAACUCCACAUUGAAAUGACGCAAGAAUGUAUUUCAAUGCUAUUCUAAGUUUAAACUCCAACGCAAACACAUGAUGUUGAUAUGCUAAACUCUAGUCUCAGGACUUCUACACAAUCACAACAGUGUAUAUAUUUUACUUCUAUUUUAAUGAUUUUAGGACUAGGUAUGAUGGAUUCUUUUCUGCAACUGCUGGAUGUGUGGGUAUUUCUGCAGAUGUAGCGUAUUAGACAGCAGAUUGUCUCCUGACUCGGUAACAACUAUAUAUAACCUUUUGCUUUUAUAAACUGGAGCUGUUCAAUUGAAAUGGAAUUUAAUCAUGUGUUUUCCCAUCACUGAUAUACAAUCUAAAUAUUUCAAAUUAAGAUUUUUAAAGACAUGAAAGGAUCUCUUCUGUUUAUGUACUCGAUCCAUACAUCAACAUCGGAAUGGCUUGAUUAUUACAUGGAAAAAUUGUUACUAGGAAAGGCGUGUAUUCAAGGUUGACUUUGAACCUUGAAUGACAGUUGUCUAUGGGUGCCUAUUCAUGCAGAGAUGGAAGACUACUCAUACAAUAUCAGUUUGCUUUUGUGUCUGUAGGUCUCUACAGAGAAGGCUGUAGACUUCUGUGAAAUAAUGGGUUUCUACGUUGGUGGCGAAGAAGUGCUUUCUCUUUCAAAUAUGGAAGUGUCAAACUAGUGUCACAAUACGUAGUUACUAUCUGUCAGGUACAUUGUUAAGUCUGUCUUCAGUAGAACAGUUAUCUCUGCUAGGCCUAUAUGAUGUCUGUCUUGUUCUUCCCCUGUGUCUUUUUGAUUGUAAGAUUAUAUCAGCGAUUAUGGUAUUCCGCUAAAGUAUGCUCAGUGCGAAGAUGAAAACAUGCACUGGAAAUUAAACUAAUGGGAUGUCUUUAAA
This is a messenger RNA of Salvelinus sp. IW2-2015, 3346 nucleotides long. It is a transcript of the gene adss2, whose product is annotated as adenylosuccinate synthase 2. NCBI's taxonomy places the organism in Eukaryota, Metazoa, Chordata, Actinopteri, Salmoniformes, Salmonidae. Gene Ontology annotation, biological process: 'de novo' AMP biosynthetic process; IMP metabolic process. The record is from RefSeq and is a predicted model, not a curated record. Gene Ontology annotation, cellular component: cytoplasm. Gene Ontology annotation, molecular function: GTP binding; adenylosuccinate synthase activity.